This is a messenger RNA of Daldinia loculata, 882 nucleotides long. RefSeq names its product Molybdopterin binding protein. The transcript has 7 exons. The coding region runs from base 1 to 882 and encodes 293 amino acids. The record is from RefSeq and is a predicted model, not a curated record. Lineage: Eukaryota; Fungi; Ascomycota; Sordariomycetes; Xylariales; Hypoxylaceae.
AUGGCAUCGGCAGAUGAGCGGAAUUCGAGAACUAUACAUACGGCGGCAUGCUUGAUUAUCGGCGAUGAAGUUCUUGGGGGAAAGACAACUGAUACAAAUUCAGCUUAUAUGGCAAAGUGGUGUUUUUCUCUAGGCAUAAACUUAAAGAGAGUCGAGGUUGUUGAAGACGACGAGGAUGAGAUCGUAGAAGCGGUACGGAGGAUGAGUGACCGCUAUGAUUUUGUCGUGACAAGUGGUGGCAUAGGACCGACACACGACGAUAUCACCUACCAAUCCAUCGCCAAGGCAUUCGACUUAAAACUCAUAUUGCACGAAGAGGCAUAUGAACGGAUGAAGAAACUCACCAAGCCGAGCAAGUCUCAUCCGAAUUUCAGUUGGGAUGUAGACUCCCCAGCCAAAACCGCCCGGCUUAGGAUGGUCUACUUACCCAUUGACGAGUCACGCGACCUGGCAAAACAGGCUUUAUUUACACGUGACGAUCUCUGGGUUCCUAUUUCCGUGGUAAACGGGAAUAUUCAUAUUCUCCCAGGUGUACCAAAGUUGUUCGAAAGCCUUCUGCAAGGUCUCAAGCCGUUUAUAGUGGACCGACUAGUAGAUCCCGAGGGCAAAGGUAUUUUUAGAGCUAUCAUCUCUACGCCGAUGGGUGAGAGCGCUAUUGCCGGUUACCUCACCGAUUUGGCAGCCAGAGUCGCGCAUAAGGAUGUGAAAGUCGGAAGCUAUCCUCGAUGGGGGAAGAAGAACAACACAGUUACUCUUGUCGGAAGGGACAAGGAGUAUAUCGAGAGUUUGGUACCGGAGGUUGUGCAGAAAGUCCAAGGAAAGCGAGUUCAAAAUGAGGGAGAGGAUGACGAGCCGGAGGUCGCAGCCUCGACGCUUACCUAG